AUGGGUCACUACAUCAAAAAUGAUGGGUACAUUGAGUUUGCCGAAAGAGAAUUGCGCGAGAAGAACCGAAAAACUGUCGCAUUUUAUAGAGGAGUUGACCCCGUUAUUUGGACUGUCGAUACUGAAAUCAUCAAUGACGUAUUCGUGAAACACUUUUCAUCAUUCACCUCAAGAUUGAAGCCUACUGGCUCGAUGGGCCAAGGAAAGGACAUUCGCGAAGCCCUGAACGUUAUCACGGACCCACACCAAUGGCGAAGAGUCCGACAGACAAUCAGCCCAAGCUUUUCAAAUCGACAACUUACGGAAAUGCUGGAAAUUAUAAAAGAUAGACUGGAUAUUCUCGAAGAACAAAUAGAUGGUCUUGAAGGCGAAGCAACUGAUGUGGGUACAAUUGCAGGCAAAUUUACGAUGGAUGGUACUCUAUCAGCAGCAAUGGGGAUUGACAUGAAUGAAGAUUUAAAAGAUCUCAAAGACUUUGAAAACCACCCAGCCGUUAGACAUUUCUACAAUUUAAUGAAUCCUGGUCCGUCUAUGUUCUUUUACGUCAUGAUUCCUGGAUUAGGCUUGCUUGCUGACGAGCAGCUUCUGAUUGAUAAGAAAUCUGCUAAAAACGCCCAAAGAGGACUGACAGAGACAGAAAUUAUCAGUCAAAUCUUUGUUAUAUUUGUUGCUGGCUACGAGACAACGAAAACAUUGCUCCAAACGGCCUUCUAUCAUCUUGCAAAAGACCAGAAACUACAGCAAGAAGUUCUCAAAGAAGUUCGAGGCCUUGAUGAGCACUAUGACAACUUGAAUCCAAAGAAAAUGCCUCUAACCUGCGCUGUAUUGCACGAAUGUUUGAGACUCUUUCCACCAGUUGGUAUUCAUUUACGCUGGUGCGAGGCUGAUACGAUGGUCAACGGUAUUCCCAUGACUCGAGGUGCGAGUAUCGAAGUACCAGUCGAUCUGUUGCAUACAAUGGAAGAAUAUUGGGGCGAAGACGCACACGAAUUCAAUCCAUACCGAUUUAUUGAAGACCCUGAGUUAGAAAAAGCGCCAUUCUUUCUGCCGUUCGGAGCUGGCCCGAGAAAUUGUAUCGGCUUGAGAUUUGCUAAUAUUGAGGCACGACUAGCAAUUCAACGACUUGUUUCAAACUAUGAAGUCAGCCUUCCAGAAGGUUUCGUGCCUGAUAUCAAACUCAUCCGACUCCCAAGCUUCUUCAUGGAUUUUUCGAAGGAGAUCAAGUUGCAUUUUAAAAGAAGAUAA
Molecule: messenger RNA, 1245 nt
Organism: Oikopleura dioica
Lineage: Eukaryota; Metazoa; Chordata; Appendicularia; Copelata; Oikopleuridae
Source: the annotation of a GenBank genome assembly